Molecule: messenger RNA, 204 nt
Organism: Saccharomycopsis crataegensis
Lineage: Eukaryota; Fungi; Ascomycota; Saccharomycetes; Ascoideales; Saccharomycopsidaceae
Exons: 2
Coding region: 1-204 (67 amino acids)
Source: RefSeq, a predicted model, not a curated record
AUGCAAGCCAUUGAUUGUACAGGAGACAACCAGAUUUUUGAACUACUCCCAAACGAGCCAACCAAGAAAGCUGAAAGGACAUUCUCAAACUUGUACGAGCUGAUGCAAAUACCAUCGUUAUCGUACUCAUCAGUCGGGAUAUUCUUGGCGAGAUUGGAAUCCUCGAAGCAGCAGCCCCAUCGUACUUAUAAGUAUGCUUCGUAG